CUCGCUCUUCUAAGCGCUGCUUAUCAUUAGGAUCACUCGUCUUCAUAACCUCGCUCGCCGUUCUGUUACUCUCCCGAACUCUCUGCAACCGCGUCCCUUGGUGUCGACCUUGGUCUCGUAGCAUCAUCAUGUCGCAAACAACUCCAUCAAGCUCACGUGUGAUUGUGGUCGGAGGCGGUCUUGCUGGUCUUUCGGCUGCUCAUACUGUGCUUGAACGAGGAGGAACUGUGACAGUCCUGGACAAGAAGCCCUCCUUUGGAGGCAACUCAGUCAAAGCUAGCUCUGGAAUCAAUGGAGCGGAUACUCCGGCUCAAAGAGCGCUUGACAUCAAAGACUCUGUGAAGGAUUUCAUUGCGGAUACUACUAUUUCCGCUGGCGACCUUGCAAGGCCACAACUCAUAGAAACCCUCACAAGCAACUCCGCGCCAGCCCUCGAAUGGCUCUCGACCUCAUUCUCGGUCGACCUCUCACUCGUCUCCAGACUCGGUGGCCAUGCCAUCCCUCGAACUCACAGAGGGAAAGGUGGCGCACCGGGAUGGGCGAUGACAUCUGCUCUGAUCAAGAAAUUGGAGAAGGCCGCAGCUGAGACGCCGGAGAAAGCUACACUUGUGAAGGGCGCGAAGGUGGUUGGUUUGGUUCGAGAAGGUGAGAGGGUGACGGGGGUUGAAUAUCAGGUCGGGGAGAAGACUGAGCGAGUUACAGGGACUGUUAUUUUGAGCACUGGUGGCUACGCCGCAGACUUCUCAUCAACUGGCUUCCUCUCCUCAUACCGACCCGACCUCCUCGAGCUCCCCACUACCAACGGCGACCACUCCACCGGCGACGGACACCGUCUCGCCACCUCCGUAUCCGCCUCACUCAUCGACAUGGAUCAAGUCCAAGUUCAUCCGACGGGAUUCAUUGACCCCGCAAACCCAGACGCGAAGACAAAGUUCCUCGCUGCUGAAGCUCUGAGAGGGGUAGGUGGUCUCCUCGUGGAUGGAAAAGGGCGGAGAUUCGUGAAUGAGGUUGAGAGGAGGGAUUUUGUGACGGAGAAGAUGCAGGAGGUUAUUGCGGCGGGUGAUGGGCCGGUGAGGUUGAUCCUGAAUGAGGAGAGCUAUCAAGAGUUGAAGGCCCAUUGUGACUUCUACAUCUCCAAAGGCUUGAUGAAGUCCUUCGCCAAUGUCGCCGAACUUGCGCAAACAACGGGCGUGUCUGGAGCGCAGUUGCGAGAGACUUUCACUAGCCAUGGAGAGUACGCGAGCGGAAAACAGCCAGAUCCCUUCGGAAAACAGCACUUCCGUAACUCUACAUACGAUACUGAGACACCAAUCUAUGUUGCGCUGAUGACGCCCGUCGUUCACUACACUAUGGGAGGCAUAUCCAUCUCUCCGACUGCCCAGGUCCUCGACGCCUCAGGAAAGCCAAUCGCCGGACUGUUCGCGGCCGGCGAGGUCAUCGGUGGCGUCCACGGUAAGAAUCGUCUUGGCGGCUCCAGUCUUCUCGAGGCAGUAGUAUUUGGGAGGGUGGCUGGUGAGAGCGCCUCGAAGUGAAGGAAAGACCGGGACAAAGAUGUCAUACGACACGAAGAUGUACAUGUGCUGUAUUACCAUGGGGUGUAAUGUUUAGUAGUUGCGUGGCCUGUUGGAACAAUCGCAAGUUCGCCGCGUUGUCUUUCAUGUAUUUCUCCAUAUGCGAGAUGGAACUAGAGUCAAGGCAAUGAUAGCACCAUAUCUGAUGCGAUAAAUUAUCAUGAUUUCCGGAUGGGCCAUGGGCCACACAUCUUCCUACCUACGC
Molecule: messenger RNA, 1776 nt
Organism: Stereum hirsutum FP-91666 SS1
Lineage: Eukaryota; Fungi; Basidiomycota; Agaricomycetes; Russulales; Stereaceae
Product: Flavocytochrome c
Exons: 7
Coding region: 129-1532 (467 amino acids)
Molecular function (GO): oxidoreductase activity; FMN binding
Source: RefSeq, a predicted model, not a curated record